Pochonia chlamydosporia 170 is the source of this 1584-nucleotide messenger RNA. Its product is annotated as major facilitator superfamily transporter. Gene Ontology annotation, molecular function: fluconazole transmembrane transporter activity. Gene Ontology annotation, biological process: xenobiotic detoxification by transmembrane export across the plasma membrane. The transcript has 8 exons. The record is from RefSeq and is a predicted model, not a curated record. The coding region runs from base 1 to 1584 and encodes 527 amino acids. NCBI's taxonomy places the organism in Eukaryota, Fungi, Ascomycota, Sordariomycetes, Hypocreales, Clavicipitaceae.
AUGGCAGAAUUCUUCCGCAAUACCGCCCUCGGCACUAUCGUACGCUUCGUCUCUCGCGACCAGUACCUCUCCUUUCCGGACAAUUCAAAGAAAUAUCAGCCCGGGAAUGUAGAUGAAUCUAUUUCGGUCCAGCGGUCCAACGACCGUCAGACAAGACAUGAAUAUGGAGGACUGGCAGAGGUGGAAGUCGAUUGGGAAUCGGAAGAUGACUCUGAGAAUCCGCAGAAUUGGGGCACAUGGCGAAAAGUAUUUAUUUCAGUUGUGAUAUGUGUGUAUACAUUCACCGUGUACUGCGGAUCGUCGAUAUUCGUACCGAGCGAAGAGCAAAUAAUGAGCCGGUUUGGCGUCUCUGAAGUAGCUGCCUCUCUCGGGCUGGCCCUCUACGUUCUAGGCUAUGGCCUUGGACCGCUUCUAUUCUCACCACUCAGCGAGAUUGCAUACAUUGGCCGAAACCCGGUGUAUAUCGUAACAUUCUUUAUUUUCAUCAUUCUUUCUAUUGGUGCAGCCGUGUGCGACUCCUUUGCGGGGCUGGUCGUGCUGCGGUUCUUGCAGGGCUUUUUUGGGAGUCCGUGUUUGGCAACCGGGGCUGCUACACUGGGUGAUAUGUUUUCUGUGGUGUACAUGCCGUACCCGUUGGCGGCGUGGAGCGGUGCCAUGUAUGCAGGUCCAGCCUUGGCUCCCAUCUUGUCCGCAUUUGCCGUCGAAGCAGAAGGCUGGCGGUGGUCUCUAUGGGAAAUCGUGUGGCUGUCUGCAUUCGUCUUCGUCAUGCUAAUCGUCUUCUUGCCUGAGACGGCAGCCCCGACUCUGUUGUACUACAAGGCCGAGCGACUCCGACAACGAACCGGUUCCAACAUAUUCAUUCCAAAGGGCUCACUCACAAAGAAGCACCUCAGUGCAACACAGGUGGUAAAAUUGGCACUCAUCAAGCCGUUCGAAAUAUCCAUCAAGGAUCCCGCCAUUGCCUUUAUCAACAUCUACAUCUCACUCGUCUACGGAAUAUACUACUCCUUCUUCGAAGUCUUCCCGCUUGUCUACCCCAAAAUCUACGACAUGACGCCCGGCCUAACCAGUGCCGUCUUCAUCUGCGUUCUCAUCGCAUGCAUUCUCGGCACCAUAUGGUACUGCACCUGGUACCGCCUCACGACGGAGCCGCGUUUCCGGAAGCUCGGGACGUUUGAUGUACAGGAGACGUUUCUACGUCCGGGGCUCAUUGCCGUGCUUGGUGUACCUGCGGGCAUGUUUCUCUUCGGCUGGACGUCGAGAGAAUCUGUUCCGUGGGAAGUUCCUACGCUGGGUAUUGUCAUGUUUUGCGGGUGUUCGUUUGUAGUUGGCCUGGGUAUCUUUAUUCACUUGCCGACUAGCUAUCCGCAGUAUGCGGCGAGUUUGUUUGCCGCGAAUGAUGCGCUGAGAAGUGCAUUCGCUAGCGGUGCCAUCUUGUUUGGAAGACCGUUGUAUGUUAAUAUGGGUGUUGCGAGGGGGUGUAGUUUGUUGGGGGGGUUGAGUGUGCUGGGCGUUGUUGGAUAUUGGGGUCUGUAUAGAUACGGUCCAGUGUUGAGGGCGAAGAGUAAGUUUACGGCUUCGUGA